CCAAUAGCGCCUCAGCGUUCAGUGUUGUUCCUGGGUCACUAUCCUUACUCGUCUGGUCCCGGGUGCCGCUUCCGGCUACGGUCGGAGGUCGCGCAGGCUGGAGGCCUCGGUCGGACGGGAGGGAGCGGCAGCAUCCAGAAUUUGGGAUGCACAGCUUAUCCCCAUCAAACCAUAAACUCCUUUGGGACAGAAGCCACCUUCUCUGCAGCCUUCAUACGUAGCCCGAGUGAAAGCCACUUGGAAUUAUGAUUCAAGGAAGCUGUGCCUCAGCUCAGUAUUGGGAUCCACCCUCAAGGACUGGCUCAAAGGCAGUGUUCAACUCAUGGGACUGACUUUGAAAAGGGACAACAUGCCAACUGCCAAGCAACUAGCUGACAUUGGCUACAAGACCUUCUCCACCUCCAUGAUGCUCCUCACUGUGUACGGGGGCUACCUCUGCAGUGUCCGAGCCUACCACUAUUUCCAGCGGCGCAGCUCCCAGCGCCAGGCUGCAGAAGAACAGAAGACCUCAGGAGCCCUAUAGAACUGGGGGCUUUUUUCCUUGAGCAGAGAGGCCUGAGGCAUGCUGUGGAAAGAAUGCAUCUGCAAUCAUUUCUGAGUCAAGAGGACCAGGGCCUUAACUGGCUUUCGAACUCUGGAAAAUGCCCAUGUUUUCUCUGGUACAGCCAGUUUGGAGAGGCUAUCGAAUCAAAACAGGAAUGGGAGGGUGAGGCACACCUAUAGACAUAAAAUACUUUGCCAUA
Molecule: messenger RNA, 743 nt
Organism: Cervus elaphus (red deer)
Lineage: Eukaryota; Metazoa; Chordata; Mammalia; Artiodactyla; Cervidae
Product: cytochrome c oxidase assembly protein COX14
Exons: 4
Coding region: 323-523 (66 amino acids)
Biological process (GO): mitochondrial respiratory chain complex IV assembly
Cellular component (GO): mitochondrion
Source: RefSeq, a predicted model, not a curated record